Seminavis robusta is the source of this 1689-nucleotide messenger RNA. Lineage: Eukaryota; Bacillariophyta; Bacillariophyceae; Naviculales; Naviculaceae. The record is from the annotation of a GenBank genome assembly.
AUGGCACCUCCGUUUGGUUUCGCUUCGGGCUCUUCGACUCCAGCAACGUCGUAUGGUUCCAUCUGCCGAGACAACCAUGAUGCUGGUUGUAUCGAGAGUGUGGCGGAUGCAACGGGCUUGUUGGCUACCAACAAUGAUGAUUCUGUCGGUGGCGACGAAGACAGCUUAUUCUUGGACAAUCAAGAAGAGAAGCAACAACGUCUUUUGCAACGAGUCCACGACUUUUCCCUUCCAGUGAAUCCCGACAAGGCGUACCGUGCCACUCAAUUGCGCCUCCUGAACUUUCAACGUCCUCAUAUGCGUGCCUUUCACUGUUCCUGGUUGUGUUUCUUUGCAGCCUGGUUGGUAUGGUUCAGUGUCGCGCCACUACUGCCCUACGUGCAAGAGUCUCUCUCCAUUACCAAGCAAGAUUUGUGGACAUCCAACUUGUGGAGCAUGGCAGGAGCGGUGGUGCUCAGAUUCCUCUUGGGACCACUGUGUGAUCAAAAUGGUGCCAAGGUCAUUCUCACCAGUGUCCUGGCGGUCUGUGCCAUCUUGACGGGGAGUAUGGGAUUCCUCACCGGAAACAGUUUUACCACAUUUUUGGUACUGCGAACAUUGGUGGGAUGUGUGGGAGGGACACUGGUGCCAGCCCAGUAUUGGGUCACAGCACACUUUGUCCCAGCCAUUUGUGGUACUACCAUGGCCAUGGUGGCAGGGUGGGGCGCCAUGGGUGGUGGUAUUGCACAAAUAUUCAUGGGGUCCAUCGUAUUCCCAAUCUGUUUGCAGCUGUGCCACGAUGAUGCCGAUUUGGCGUGGCGUGUGGCAUUGCUGGUACCCGCCUCCAUUGCUCUACUGAUUGCCUACUUGUCGUAUCAAUAUGCCGAUGAUACGCCUCUGGGAAGUGUCCAUGAAGUACAACAGGCUGGACUAUUGCAGGCGCGCUCUGCGGUAGAUUCCUUCCGGGCGGGAGCUGUCAACUUGAAUGCCUGGCUGCUCUUCUUACAAUUCGGGGCUGGAUUGGGCAUUGAAUUGACCAUGGAAUCUGGCAUAUCUGUACAUCUUGCCGAACGAUUCCACUUGUCCCUAUCACAAGCUUCCUCCCUCGCCAGUCUCUUUGGACUCAUGAAUAUAUUUGCCAGAGGCCUUGGUGGUUGGAUUUCUGACCAAAUGCACCAACGAUACAGUCUGCGAGGACGGCUUGUCAUUCAAUGGGUCUUUAUGGUAUUAGAAGGAGGCAUGAUUUUCGUUUUUUGUCGCACUACAACACUACAAUCGACGCUGGUGGCCAUGGUAGUCUUUGCAAUGCUUGGGCAAAUGUCCAUGGGAACCUGCUUUGGAAUUGUCCCCUACGUGGAUCCAGCCAAUACAGGGACCAUUGCGGGGAUUGUGGGGGCUGGUGGCAAUGUUGGAGCCAUUUGGUUGAGUAGUGUCUUUCGAAAUGCAUCCUCGGACAUGGCGGCCUUUCAAGUUAUGGGAUUCUUUUGCAUUGCCAUGUCAUUGCUGACUCCCUUGAUUGUCAUUCGGGGGUAUCGAGGUAUCUGCUUUGGAACGGAACGAGCGGCUGUGGGUCAAGCAACGGCAACGGGAACAGCCAGCAACAAUCCACAAAGAAAGCAUCGCUUGAAACCAUUACAAUCACCAUUGCUCGUGCCACGAAAUGUCCUAGUAGUCAGGCUUGGCCGAGCCGAGGAGAGUGAUGAACCUUAG